UAUGAAAUAGUGGACUUUUAAACUGAUAACUGUAUAUAAUUAAUGUAAAUAUUUACAUUAAUCAUGGAAAGGAAAAUCAGUACACCAGAGUCUCAUGAUCAUAAGCAGGAUCCACAGAGUAAUAUGGCGUUGCGUACUUUCAUCAGAGAGAACUAUGAUGUGAAAAUGUAUUUUUCCAACACAUUCUCUUGCAUGCCAUCUCAUAAAACACCGCCACCGUCCUCAGUACGAAAUACGAGACCAUUCAAUCCUUUCAAUCAGAAUCUGAAGGAGCGGCUUGAAAAUGCAACAUUCAGCCCAACGGUUUUCGAGAGAGUUCUUAGUCCAAGAGAGGUGUCAAAAACAGAGCUAAGGUGGAACAUAGAUGAUAUAUCAAAGUGUAAUCCGGCCAAUAUUGAUGAAGAAUCCCAUGUUGAUGGCAUUGAUAAUGAAGAAACUAGAGAGGAUGUACAGGAAGCUAUAGAUAAAUAUUUUUCUCAAACGAACAUGCCCAGUCCAUGGAAUGUAGUGCCGAGGGAUUUCAGUUCGCCAAUGACAGGCACUCCAGGCUCGGUUUGUAAUGCUCCGAAAAAAGAUAGCAUGAUGUCAUCAACUCCGAAAAAGUCAGGAUCUGAACAGAGGAUCAAAUUUGUCACCAAUGCAUGCACUCAAACAACGUGGAGCCUACCACCAAAACUACCCGAUCAUAUAGAAGAGAUUCUGAAGCCGUAUUUCAACGUAGUCAAGGACGAUGAUAUGGUAGAAGCAGACGAAGAAGAUAGUAGUAUAAUGAGCAUAUCCAACUUGAGACGAAAACUAGAUUUCACCAGGAAUCACAUUUCUCCUCAUCGGUUUGAUACUGACGACAGUAUGGGAAGUAACACUAGUUUGGAUGAAGUUGACAGAUAUCUUGGUACGCCAUUACCUAUGGUUUCAUCCCCUGAUGUAUCUCCGAUUCAUAGUUCCAAGAUUAGGAAAAGUGACUCAAGUCGCAGCUCAUGUAGCAGGCUCAAUUUCACACAAGACAUGAAUGUGUCUACAUUGCCCGCUGAAUCUGAUGAUGUAAGUGGAAAAUCCGAAGCAGACACCUCAGAAAUGUCACUGAUACUCUGCUCGCAGCGAGCGGAUGAAAAUAACGACGAGUUCCUUUGUCCGUUACCAUUAACUGUUACCGCAGAACUACCCAGCCAGGAUACCGGCUACCAUACCGAUGUAACAGGUAUGAGCGGUUCCUGUUCUCAGGGUAACAACAGUCAGGAACUGGUAUCUAAGGAAAGUAACGACGUGACUUAUGGGUGGUCGGGAUUUACGCAUCAUUUGGAAAAGGCGCAAUUGGAUAAACGCCAUGCAACUGCUGUGUCCACGCCAACAAAAUCAAGCAAACAUAACCUAUAACGAAUGUAAGUUUUAGUACAUUACUAAUUCAAUUGUUAAGAUUUGUUACUCUUGUUGUUUUAGUUGAAACACUAGAUAUGAUUAGGUUUUGAUAGGCUUAGUUGGUUGAUAAAUAUUCUGUCCCAUCUACAGCUCCAAGUACCUAACCUAACUGAAGUAAACUAACCUAACCUAACUAAAACAAGUUCAAUAUCAACUCAAUGUGAGUUGAUACAUGUGAAAUAAUGUUGUUUCCAUACUAGAAAAGUCCAAAUUGGUUGAUAAAAUACAGAUAUACAGGUGCCAGCAGAUAUGCUCCUCUGUUUACAGGUCAAGUAACUAACCUAACCAAAGUAAAUACCAGUAGCCUAUAAUUGAAUUGUUGAUAUUUAUUACCCAUAAGUUGAUACAUUAUAAAUCAUUAGGUUUUGGUAUUAAAACAUAACAGGCUAAGCUAGUUGGUAAUUAAGCUGCUCUGUUUACAGCUUGCUUCAAGUAUGUUACCUAACCUCACUUUUAUAACAGAUUUAAGGCUAGUAUGACUACAAUUUGAAUGUCAGGGUUAAUAAAUUGAGCAAGUAGUGAGUAGAACCAUUUUAAAUUUGAAUAGACUUUGAUAUUGGAUCAGGGAAAUGUGGGUAUUAGACUUACCUACUACUGAUCUGUUCAUAGCUUUGAGAAGGCUACUCAACUUUUAAAUAUAUAAUAUAUUUAUUUGAAUAAUGUUGCUUAGUGUUAAUCCACACUCUUAGCUCUUGCAUCAAGUCACAGAAUAACAAUAUAAUAAUUGUUAUUUACUAAUAUUGCAGUGCAAUUGAAUCUUUUGAAAAGACUAGCCCACAAUAUAGGAUAUUUGAACAAAUCAAUUGCAAUUAUCGAUGUUAUACGCCACACUUCAAUCAAACAAGUAAUACCGGUAUCAAGUAAAGGUUUGGUAAAAUUAUUAUCUUUAAAUUUUUAUUUACUAGGCUAUUUGUUGUGAGACUCAUUACAACCGUAGAAUUCUGGUGGAAAAUAUAGUUGUUGACCAAGUCUGUUGUUCAAUCCCAAUAAUAUUCAUAUGAUAGUAUUAACAAAUAAAUGAAUAGUCAAAUAAAUACAACAGUUAGAGGAUAAUUAUGCUACAUCUGCGUUUUGCUCUACCACUACUGAUUUUUCAUUUGUCAAUUAUAAGCUUUUUGAAUCUUCUGGAAGCUUGUGUAUAGCUGAUAAUCUCAAGGUGUUUGCCGUUUCAAAAUAUUCAGAAAGGCUUCUAUCAAGUAGAAAACAAUCAGUGUCAAUCGCUUUAUGAAAGUCAAUAAUUUCAAGAGUUUUAGCGUGUUGAUCACAUUUUUUGUUGAAACUUUGUUGAUGAUAAGCUGCUUUAUGUUUCAUAUUUUCAAUCGAAAAACGGUGGUCUAAAUUAAUUAGAAUCUGGAUUCUCGGAUUAGAUUCUGGUGGAUUUUCUCGGAUUAGAAAAAAAUAAUAAUUCUAGACUAAGCUUGACCACACAGUUUUGUAAUAUACAGUCACUACGGUAUACAUCACAUUUGCUGCUGGAGUCAGUAAUUUUUUUGACUAGGAAUUUUGUGCUAGAUGUUUCAUUGGAGAGAGAGAGAGAGAGAGAGAGAUAAAUUUCGUGCAAUUUGUCACAAUAUAACUUGCUGACAAUUUUUGGGAAAUUAAUAUCAGAUUGCGAAUUAGUGUAAUAAGCAAUCACUGCUAAUAGUUUUAGCUUUUUAACGGUGAUCGAGUUUUUGCAACAACGUGUUACAUAAUCAAUAUGAAGCUGAUCAUUUAUUGAGUGCUUCAAUAUGAAUAUCUUUCCUGUUCCUUUCUCAAUCAUUAAUAUUAUUUAUGUAUCGGUAAAUCGUAAGUGUAUGAAUGAAAGUUAAUUUUUCGCUCCAGUUUUCAACUCACUGAUAUUUUUAUAUCUUAUUGAAGCAAAGUGUUACUCCAAUUGCACGUGUAGGAGUAUACAUAUAAAUAUCACUAAUAUGAUUAAGUUCUAUCAAAUGAUAGAAACCCUAUAAAAUUUCUGUCUUACAAUUUGACUAACUUCAAAGAGUAUAUUUUUCUAUGUUUAAGUUCGACCUAUGAUUGACACACUUACAAUUUCAGUCUUUCAAAUUGACUGGACUUUUUGUAGGCUUGAAAUGUUUGAAAAAAUUGUGAUGACAAGAGACUGAUCCUAUUACCUAUAUUAGGUUUCAUUUUCAAAUUGGUCUCAAUUUUAAGUGUUUUUAAUGGUAGCAUAAUUGGCUUGCUAUUAUUUUAUGUAUUAUACUAUUUGCAUGUGGGUUUCCAGUUCUUAUUGUAAUAUUAAUUUUUCAUAUGGUGAAAAAUUGUUAUUUUAAAUUCAUGAUUUCCUGUCACCAUGUUUUAUUUCUCACUUGAAUUAUUAUUUUUUUACUUUCAUUUCUUAUUCAUUGUUUAAUAUGACAUAUUACAUUGUGAUAAUAGGUGAAGUGUGAGCUGGUUUCAUUUCUCUUUACUUUUUUUUAAUGACUAUUAAAUUUCUCACUUCAAUUUCCACCACUUAAUUUUUUUAUCUAUUAAUAAGUAAGUAUGUGAUAAAAUAAUAAGUUUGAGCUGGUCUCACUUGUUAUUCAACUGCCUUACAAUAAUAAUGUUUUGCUAAAUUAAUGUUUCAAUUUGAUAGGCUAAUGACUUUUUGUAAAUAUAAUAUUUUGACAUUUUAGGAAUUAUUGAGCUUUUAAUUGUAUUCUAUUAGAUGCUAUGUGCCAUAGAACUUACUGCCAGUGUAGGAUGAGUUAAUAUUUUAACAUGGAGAGAAACAUUUUAUAAAUUUUCAUUGGGCAUUAUUUGUUUAUAUAGAUGAAUUAGGCUAUUCAUAAUUAUUGUUAAAAGUGUGUAUAAACUGUACAGUAGUUUUAUUAUUGUUUAAUGGGAUUGUAGUUGAAUUUGUACAUGUUUAACGUUUAUUUCGCCUUCUAUUGUUUAUUUGUGUGUGAGUCUGUGGAACUAGUGUUGAUCAGCUAAUUGUAGUCUAUUUAUUAUUUAUUUUAGUUUAAUUAUAAUUAGCUCAAUAGUUUUGUGCUUGUAGAAGUGUAUUCUAUUCAAGGACGCUUUCAAUUUCAGUCAAUUUGACUAGACAUUUUUGUAGGCUUGACAUUUUUGAAAAAAUUUUGAAAGCAGUUUUUUCCUUGAAAAAUUCAGUAAUUGCCUUGAAAAUACUAAUAAUAGUUAGAUGAAACACCCACUUUGUGUUAAUAUUUUAUUAUUUGCCAAUAUUGGAAUUCUUACAUCACUUCUAGCGUUAUUAUACUUUUUGAGAAUGAUUUCCAUAUAUAUACUGCCAUUUAGACUAGAAAGAGAUUAUUUACAAAUAAUCUUAUUAAUUAUAAUUUUUAAAUUGAAACAGUUAAGUUUGCUUGCUGUUAAUUGAUAUUAUGAUCA
Messenger RNA from Nilaparvata lugens (brown planthopper), 4752 nucleotides. RefSeq lists its product as uncharacterized. The record is from RefSeq and is a predicted model, not a curated record. Bases 64 to 1374 code for a protein of 436 amino acids. Gene Ontology annotation, cellular component: cytoplasm; nucleus. Gene Ontology annotation, biological process: regulation of mitotic spindle organization; regulation of mitotic nuclear division; activation of protein kinase activity. NCBI's taxonomy places the organism in Eukaryota, Metazoa, Arthropoda, Insecta, Hemiptera, Delphacidae. Gene Ontology annotation, molecular function: protein kinase binding. The transcript has 8 exons.